CCUGGCUUUUCCCGUUUGUGUUCUCUUUUUUUGUAUAUUAUAAUUUAUUGACCUUGUCCCUCCGCGCGCUUGCUUCCUAUUGGCCGCUUUCCCUUGCCAGUCCCCGCCUUCCGCCUGAAGGGAAGCUGCGUUUUGAUUGGGCGGGCGGAGCAAAGGUGGCGGAGCUGCUUCCGGGUGCGUCGUUAUGGUGACUGUGGUUGCCAGGUAGGAAGCUGAAGGUGGAAGCGAGGCGCGCGCGCGCGGGGCGGGGUUCGCUUACUGGGCCCCGUUCGGUCAAUACGGGAGGGUGGGCGGGGGGGUCCCCAUAGGCGUCGGUCCCGCUGGGUGGGGUGUCAUGUCUAGGUCCCAGGGCGUCCGGGUUCAAAGUCCCAAACAUGCCCGCAGCAAACCGCCACUGCCUCUCAGACCGGCCUACCUCACAGGGUUGUUGGGAGAGGAGGGAAGGGGCGGGGAAGGAAAGGAGCCUGCAUGCUGCUUUGUGGAGGAAGGGUGGGAUAAACAGAGCAAGGGAUAAGGGGCCACUGAGGCUCCCCUAGUCGCGGGGCUGGAUUUAGGUUUGAUGAGGCCCUAAGCUACUGAAGGUUAAUGGGGCCCUUUAUAUGUCCAGCUGUCCUUUGUCAACAAAAAAAUUUUUUUGCGUUGAAUAUAUGCUAUAUGGUAAUUUAUGGACCUAAUAGGUAUCUAAAGCCAAUUGCACAUAACAAAAUAUGUAUUUUAUCAAAGUAAUUGUUGAACUGAAAUAUAAUUAAGAAGUAUACUAAUAGUGGAACAUGAGUUUGACCAAACUGCAGGAGGCAGUGGAAGACAGGAGUGCCUGGCGUGCUCUGGUCCAUGGGGUCACAAGGAGUCGGACACAACUAAACAACUAAACAACAACAACAAAUAUUACUAUUGAAAAAUUUGGGGGCCCCCCAAGAGAGUGGGGCCCUAAGCUAUAGCUUGUUUAGCUCAGGUAUAGGCAAACUCGGCCCUCCACAUGUUUUGGGACUACAAGUCCCAUCAUUCCCAGCUAACAGGAAAAGUGGUCAGGGGUGAUGGGAAUUGUAGUGCCAAAAACAUCUGGAGGGCCGAGUUUGCCUAUGCCUGGUUAGCUUAUACGUAAAUCCGGCACUGCCUAGUUGUAUGUCAAAGCAGCGGUGAGAGUGGCCACCCACCUAGGGCGCUGGAGGGUUGUUAGCCCUUUCCAUAAGGCACCAUGGAGUUGCGCAGAAUAUGGGAAAGGUGGUGGUGGGGACUUGGGAUGUUGGGGGGACACGUUGUGCCCAUAUAGAACUGUAGAGUUGGAAGGGACCACGGGGGUAAUCUAGCCCAACCCCCUGCAAUGCAGGAAAUCUUUGCCCAACUUGGGGAUUCAGACCUUCAGCUCCUGAGAUUAACAGUCUCAUGCUCUAGCGACUGAGCUAUGCCGGUAAUCUCUCAGGCCUUUGGCUGAUCAGAUAACUGAUGGCCUUUUGAACUGGGUGGUGCUGGUUUUUUGUUUGUUGCUGUGUUGUGUAUUUCUGUGUUUCUAUACCGUAAACCACCUCCUGAUCCUCAAAUGUAGAAUGCGUAGAAAUGCAAUAAAUAAAAAUAAUAUUUAAGGAGAAGUGGGAAGAAAGACCCACAAGCAAGUGUGCCAAAGUGUUUCUGAACUCUUUGCAGCUUUACAACCUUGCCCGUGUGGUUUGAACUACAACUUGGGGCUGCCUGUAUGUUUUCAAGCUUUUUUUUUUUUGUAACCUUGGCAGUGCAGUCCUAUACAUUUUGUGGAAGUCAAUCCAGUGGGGCGGACUCCCAGGAAAAUGUAAGCUUUGUUGUUAUAACAAUCCUCAUUUUAAGCAUAGUUAUUGAUGAGGGGGACUGUGCGACAAAAUGCAGCCAUGUGGAACGCUUCUGUGCAGGGUUCCAGCUGUUCUAUUCCAUGCUGGUUUUCCCCACCCAACACACACACACACACACAACAUUCUGUGAUAUGUGCCCAUUCAGCAAGCUUAAUUUUCAUUGCCCUUCUUGGAUGUUUUCUCUAUUUGGGGGAUUGAGGUGUGUAAACUUGUGCCCAGUCCUCAAUACAUUAAAAUCUUCGAUCCCGAUCCCCCCAUUGUCAGCACUCACUUCUGUCCCUGGGGAUGUUUUAAUCAAUGUCAGGUGGGAAGGACUCCUCCUAUCCUUUACAUAUAUGUGUUGCCUUUUUUCCCCAGCCACUCCAUUUCCCCUCCCACCUGAUUUUUCCUUCCACUCAGCAUUCUGUGCCAUUGUGUUCUUAGGGGGCUGCUUUUUGGUGUUGCCUCUUUGACAGUUCCCCCUAAAGGUUCUUUAGGUAAAGAUAAAGGGACCCCUGACCAAUCGUGGCCGACUCUGGGGUUGCGGCGCUUUACGAGGGAGCCGGCGUUUGUCCGCAGACAGCUUUCGGGUCAUGUGGCCAGCAUGACUAAGCCGCUUCUGGCGAACCAGAGCAGCGCACGGAAACACCGUUUACCUUCCCGCCGGAGUGGUACCUAUUUAUCUACUUGCACUUUAACGUGCUUUCGAAGUGCUAGGUUGGCAGGAGCAGGUACCGAGCAACGGGAGCUCACCCCAUCACGGGGAUUUGAACCGCUAACCUUCUGAUUGGCAAGCCCUAGGCUCUGUGGUUUAACCCACAACAUUUGCAAACCUUGAGGUUGACUCAAGUUGGCUGAUACCUCCUUCUUCUGUGUCAGUGAUGUGGUUUUGAGUAGGAGGACUUGAACUGCCAUUAGAAAGAAGAGUUAUAUCGUAGCACUUUUUGGCAGCCUGAUGUUAAUCAUGUUUACUUGGAAGCAAGUUCUACUAAGUACAUUAGGAUUAGCUUCUCUAGAAGCCCUUCUUUUAAUUAUUUCUUGCUUGAUCCUCUGUAUGUUUGUUGGAAAUUCUGUAGAUUCUAGUGUGAUUUUCUGCACAAAUCUAUUGAUUCUGUGGUAGACAGUUAAAUCCUGAUGUGUAUUGUGGUUCUGGUAGGAUGUGCUGUGUUGGUAGGUAUUGUUAUAACAGGAUAGAGAUUAGACAACUAUGACACUGAAGAAUCAAAAAUAAGGAUGAGCUAGUUUGGUAAUUCUCUGAAUUUUAAAAUACUAUUUUGUUAUUUAAUAAGCAGGUGCUAUUUUUCUAGAAAAAGAGGUGUCGGAGCUCACCAUGAACUUCUCCCUUGUUCUCUUAGGAUGGCAAUUGUGCCCACCUGAGAGGUGCUGGAGCUGAGUAAAGGGUUACUUCCGGGUUUCGGCGCUUGUGCAUGCACAUUAGCGCUAAAUCACGCUUUGCGCAUGCGCAGAAGUGCUGAAUCAUGACCCGCGCGUGCACAGACGCGGCACUGAACGCUGCGGGUUGCGAACGUGCCUCCCGCAUGGAUCAUGUUUGCAACCCGAGGUUCCACUGUAUAGCAAAUCAAAGCAAGGCUACUGGGGAGGAGAGGAAUAAGCGCCUCUGAGCUCAUCUUUCCAAUUCUUCUCUCUAAACUUAAAUGACCUCCUCCAUCUCAAAUGCAGUGGAGUGUUUCUGAGCCUUGUUCUUGGAGGCCGUCCUUGAUCACUUGUGCCAAUGCUGGACUAAAAGUGUAAGCUUGGCUGCCAGCCAUUUCCUUUUUUAAAUCUGUCUACCCUCCGUCAAAACGUUUGAGACAGAUAUAGGGCACACUUCAGAGAAGGCAGCUCUGUGCAGAAAGGUAGGAUCUGGUGUGUGCGGGUGUGCGGGGUCACACUGUGAUUUUCACACUGCGGGGGGUGACCCGACAAGGCCUUGUGGUGUUUUACACAAAUAGAAUAAGGCCCAAGGCUGUGCUGCUUACAUUUAUUUUUAUAACGGCACCAUUUUACUUAAGGACAUUCCCCUCCCUUCUCACACACGAGCUCAAAUCAAAUCCUCUUCGAACCUCUCUUGGUAUUUGUUAUAAGUGUCUCAUUCUCUGCAAAGCAGAACAGAGAGGCAAUUGUGUUUCUACAUUUAGGUUUCUAAUGUCUAUAAGGGAGGGCUCUGCUUUGCAAACCUAAUUGUAGCAAGCCACUUUAAAUUUCACCUGCAAAGACUCCCUUUAAGAAUGUUUUAAAGCAUAGUUGGUUGAUACUAGCAGGAUAAGUCCAUAGCUGUCAUGUGCUACAUGGGACUACCUUUGAAAGUGACUCAGAAACUACAACUAAUCCAGAAUGUGGCAGCUAGACUAGUGACUGGGAGCAGCUGCCAGGACCAUAUAACACGGGACCUAAAGGAUCUACAUUGGCUCCCAGUAUGUUUCCGAGCACAACUCAAAGUGUUGGUGCUGAGCUUUAAAGCCCUAAACAGCCUCGGCCCUGUAUACCUGAAGGAGCAUUUCCACCCCCAUCAUUCAGCCUGGACACUGAGGUCCAGCUCCAAGGGCCUUCUAGCAGUUCCCUCAUUGUGAGAAGUUACAGGGAACCAGGCAGAGGGUCUUCUCAUUAGUGGCCCCUGCCCUGUGGAACUCCCUCCCAUCCAAUGCCGCAUUUCCUAAAAUAACUGAAGGCAGCCCUGUGUAGGGAAGUUUUAAAAAAUGUUUAGCUGAGGCUCAGAAGACUCUGCUAGCCUCACCAAAGCAGCUUCAGCAAGCCUCUGGCUGGUGAGGAGACUCCCUGCACCCAGGAGCCCGAAGAUAUCUUCUUUGGGCUCUGGGGUAGGUCUUCCGAGAGAAGUGCAUUCCGGGACCUUUUUUCUGGAAAAAAAGCAGAGUCCAACAACAUCCGGUUCCCCCACCUCUGGGGGAAUAGGUGCUGAUACCUAUUCUGUAGGUAUGUAAAGGUAAAAGGUCAAGGACCCCUGGACAGUUAAGUUCAGUCAAAAGCUACUACAGUGGUACCUCGGGUUAAGAACUUAAUUCGUUCUGGAGGUCCGUUCUUAACCCGAAACUGUUCUUAACCUGAGGUACCACUUUAGCUAAUGGGGCCUGCCGCUGUUCUGUUCUCAUCCUGAAGCAAAGAUCUUAACCCGAGGUACUAUUUCUGGGUUAGCGGAGUCUGUAACCUGAAGUGUCUGUAACCUGAGGUACCACUGUAUGGGGUUGCGGAGCUCAUCUUGCUUUCAGGCCAAGGGAGCCGGCAUUUGUCCACAGACAGCUUCCCAGGUCAUGUGGCCGGCAUGAUAUGACCAUUUCUGGUGCAACGGGACACUGUGAAAAGUGCCAGAGCACAUGGAAAUGCCAUUUACCUUCCCGCCACGGCAGUACCUAUUUAUCUACUUGCACUGGCAUGCUUUUGAAUUGCUAGGUUAGCAGCAGCUGGGACAGAGCAACGGGAGCGCACCCUGUUGCGUGGAUUCGAAUCGCCAACCUUCUGAUCGGAAAGCCCAAGAGGCUCAGUGGUUUAGACCACAGCAUACCUACAGAAUAGAUAUGAGCACCAUUCCAUCAGCAUUAAGUGCUACUGAGACCCAGUGAUUUCAUCAGGAAGAGUUCAGCAUGUGCUCAAAAUAGGUGGCCUUUUGAAAUAGUUGAACUUUGCUGGGGAACUUUGCUUGACAUCUUGUACUAAUAAACCAACUCCUAUCUUCCUUGCUGGUUUCUGCUGUCCUUAACCAGCUUAUUCAUUUCAUCACAUCAUCCUAAAAUUUAGAAAACACAACACUGUUCACUUGGUGAUGCAUCCGUGAGAUCUGAUGUGCAACACAGUGUGAAAUGGAAGUAGCUUUGUUUUAUGAGUGGCAAUCCCAGACUGCUUUGUGGGUUUUUAAGCAGGGUGUCCUUGUAAACAACUUUAAACAGAAUGCUUCCCUUUUUUUCUUCUUUUUUUUACAAUAAUGUUGAUUGAAUACUCUCCCUGUAGAAAAUUAGUUUCUAAAGCGGCGAAAUGGAACUCCUUAAUCUGGCACCAUGUUUAUUUGGGGCAAACCUUUCUCCAGAAACGAGAGACCCAGAGUGUGGUAAGCAAAUUUAUCCGGCUAUGGAUCCGGAGGCUUUUAUCUCCUGGGCACGGCUGUCUAGAAGGUGGUUUGCUAUUUCCCUCCUUCUUGCCUGUUUUGUGUAUGUUGCUGCUCUCCUGCUUUCAAUGGAGUUUGUUUCAUAUUUUUUUGGCAUUCCCCUAAAUGUGUAGAUCAUUGAUCUAUGGUAAGACUGAGAAUCAUCUGAUUAUAUUUUUUUUGGACUAGUAUGUAUUGGUAAUAUAACCCCUUUAAUUGCAAACUCUGGUAGCGAGUACCCACAGGACCGGAGCCAAAACACAAAGAAGGUAUCAGCAUGCUAAGAGAAUCCAAACAUUUGCAGAAACACAAAUAAAUGUGUGUUUUUUUAUUAAAAAAAAACAGCUCAGUGAGAUUGAGCUUUCUGAGUAGCCACAAAAUGUUGAAAAAGAAAUGGGGUGGGCAGUGGAAUUCAUUCAUUUAUCUUUACAUUUGUAGUCCGCCUUUCCUGCAAGGAGCCCGAGGUGGCACACAUAGUUCUGCUGCUUCCCAUUCUGUCCUCACAUCAACCCUGUGAGGUCAGUUGGGUCGCUGGUCCAAGGUCACCCAGUGAGCUUCCUCCUCAAGUGGGGGUUUGAAUCCUGAUCUCCUAGGUGUUACUCCCAACACCACUUCGCCGGCUCAGCAUGAAUGCCUUGCUUCAACUCCUUACAGCUUUCACUAACAUGGAGUAGGGCAAAGCUGGCAGACAGAAACACUCUUCUAGAUGGUGAGGGUGUAUUAUAAUGUUUUCUUGCAGGUCCUGUGUAAAUGUCAUGAAUCGCACAUGUAAAUGAUAUGAAAUGCUCAUAAAAAUAAGAGGUACAGAAGUGAUUUUGCUUCUCCGUCCACCUUUCUCUGAAACUUCUUUAAGAAACACCAUUGCCCCUAGCAUUGGAACUCCACUAUGUAUAUUGUAUGUAGCAUCUGGUUAGCCUCGGCCCCCUGGAAGUCUGUUUACUUCUGUUUGGCAAUGCCUGUGGUCUGUGGGUUGCUGUCCUGUUUUUUAAAGUGCGGUUGUUCUGUGUCUGGUGUCUGUUCUUCCAGAUCAUGAUGUUCUGAUGAAUAUGAUAGAGAGAAGUCUAUCAUAUUCAUCAGAACAUCACACACACACACACACACACACACAGAGAGAGAGAGAGAGAAACCGAAACCAGCUGUCUUUCUUUCUGCCUGGUUGCCCAGAGGUAAUUCUUACUUGCCACAAGCAACCAGGCAGGUGGUUAUAUUUACAAGCCUGACUUAGUUGGCAUGUUUGCACUUGAAUAUUGACUCCCUGGUACAAAGCUUGUAUACAGGCGUCCCCCCACUUAUGUGGGGGUUAUGUUCCAGGCCCCCACGCGCAUAAAGAAAAUCAUGUAAAGUGGGGAGCACCCAUUAUACACCUUCUCUGCUACUCUCUCUUCAACCCAUACCAAAAAAUACUCUAUUCAAAGAUAUCCACAACUAGAAUGGAAGCUCUGGGGUUGGCAGGAGGCUAGAGGUCGUGCAGGAAAGCGGCUGUUCUUGCUGUGCAACCCCACACAUCAGCUGUUAGGAGGGGAGGCUGAGCAGCAUGUACAAAGCCUCCAGCCUCUUGGGGGCUCCCUCCCCCCUCACUGCUGUCCUCUUUGGGCUCUGGGGAGGGUCUCCACGAGAACUGUCCAGCUCUCUCCCGCAAUUGCAGGUUUGAAUUGAAUUAUUUAAUAAUUUCCUGACGCCGCGCAUAUGCACGGUUGUGCACAAAUCCAUCAAGCAUAAGUGGGGGAAUUGCCUUGACUCCCUGAUACAAAGCAUACUCUGUUCAUUUCCAUGCCUGUGAUUUGAGAGAGAGGUGGAAGGCAAUGUCACAAUACAAAAGAGGCCAGAAGGCAAUUGGCACAGCUGAGCCCAGCCCAGUUGCUCCCUUGUAUACUGAUUUUUACAUGUUGUGAAACAGGCCCUGGAGGCUGGGGAGCUGCUGUGUUGGAUUGAAUCUGUUCUGUGUGGAAACAGGAGAGUGGAAGGUGGUUCGUGAUCAGUUUGUGUAAUGUGCUCUUGUUCUCUGCUUCCUUCCUGUAACUCCAGGACGAACCCUAGAAGAAAAGUGAUGGAUCUCACCUCUGUGAUGAUUCUUCCACUGCUUUUUGGCAGCCUGGGGGUUUUUGGGCUCUUCCGGCUGCUUCAGAGAAUGCGUGUGAGAGCCUACCUGAAGGAUGCAGUGGUGGUGAUCACAGGAGCAACUUCUGGACUAGGGAAAGGUAGGUUUCUGAGACAUUUGGCAUGGAGGUGGAGAGGAGAACAGCCUGUACAGGACAGCUUGUACAUUACUCAAAAUGUUUUCUCGGGAAAUAGGGUGUUACUAAACUCUCAUCUCACACCACGAAGGUCAAGCUUAGCCUUACAGGAUCAGAUUCCUUGUGAAGGAGGAGGGAAUCUGAGGAGUCUUGGUUUUUUAAUUUUAUUCUUCAGUAGCAUCUCUUAGCAAAUAUACAGGUUGAGCAGGUGGGAGGCAAGUCACAACAGAACUUCUGGAUUUUACAAAUGUUCAAAAAAUGGGGACUUGGCCAUUGUGCAUGUCCUCAUCCCUAGAUGAAACCCAAAACCUGCAUUGCAUCUAAUUUGUUAAAUUUGCUAGUUUACUCACACUCAAUGUAAAUAUGUACCAAUUCAGAUUUUAGGGCUGUAACACCAGCCUGUUUUUUUCUCUAUCCUUCCCCACUUUGCUUAACCUGCCCAAGGCUUGGAAAACUCAGAAGCUCCCUCAGUCUCUUGUGCCAUUUUGAUUGGCCUUAUAAAGACGUGGCCCUUUUCUGUGUUGGGAAUUUUUCGUAUGGGUCAACAUGGCAACCUUUGCUUCUUAGUGGCAAUGUGAAUCCCAAAGCAGCACCAAACUCCAUAUACGCACACACAGCAAGCAGAACACCAGAACAAUAGCUGCUUCACAAAGAACACAUGGCUUAAGUAAAACAAUAGAGAAUUCCACAAGAUACAGAAACACCUCAUCAUUUAGCCCUUCUGGCUGGUCCUUAAUGUUUCUGGGAUGGAAGGUGGCUCCAUCCCAGAAACAUUAAGGACCAGCCAGAAGUCUGUUCCGACUUAUUGCCUGCUACUUUGUUCCCCAUCUCCAUCGCCUUGUUAAUUUAUUGGAAGCGCAAGAGCAUGCAUUGGCAAGGGCAUGAGGUGAAUCAGGACCCCCAGACUCCAGGUCUUCUUUGCUGGGCCUCAGAUCUCCUGUCCUGCUUUUUGGGUAAAACUUUACUGCAAGGUUUCCUAAACUUGGGUCUCCUGCUGUUGUUGGACUACAAAUCCCAUCAUCCCUAGCUAGCAGGACCAGUGGUCAGGGAUGAUGGGCGUUGUAGUCCAAAAACACCUGGAAACCCUGCUUUAAUUUGGUGACUGGAAGACUAGGUGCCCUGCAAAGUGCAGUGCUGGUGAAAUCCCAGCCACCUGCCAGCUUGAUUUGCCCCAAGUCACUCUAUACAUACUUCAACUUUCAUCAAUCUCAGCAAGCAUGGCCAAUUGCCAGGGAUUAUGGGAGUGGUAGUUUAGCAACAUCCAAAGGUUCCCCACGCCUGCUAUUGGUUCUAUGAGUCAUGGGGCCUGUGAAAAGUACCUAGCAAUGCUAAACCUUCCCUGGUGGGGAGGACUUUCUCAAUCCAUGGCAUUUUCAGUCACUCCCAUGGGGAACCUGCCCCCAUAGUUGGGUAACACCUGCCCUAACCGGUUUUAUUCCAGCUUGGAGGCAGGUCUCAGCCAGUGAUUCAAACUCAGAUACCCCACUCCAGUCAAUUCUCUCAUGAGCCGAGAACAUCCUUAAAAUGGGUGGGGAAAGGGAAACAGUUAUGCAGCCUUCUGUAACUUAAUUCACCGGCAACUGACGCGUGGCCCCCGGUGGAGGUGCUUUCCUGUUCUCUGCAGAACAGCGUUGAAAGCCCUUUGGGAACGGAAUGUCCUCACUGCCUUAUCGUAGCUGUGUGCUUCGUCGUUGGCCCAACCACAAGCUUGGAGCGUGGGUUUCUCCUCAAGGUGCUGUGACUUCUUGGGAAGGAAGAGCUACCUUAAUGCAUCAUAGUAUACUAGUUCAUCUGUCCCACGGCUAUGUCUCCAGAUUUUGUUUAUUUGGUUUUUCCCCUGCCCUUUUCCUCGACAGGGACUCGAGGCAGUUAAAACUGAAACAGCUAAAAACAUGGGGGUAUUUACUGAAACACACAGAUUAUUGCCAUAAAAAUAUCACAGUACCAGCCCUUUCCUUAAAACCAGUUCCCAAAAGCCCGUUGGAACAAAAAAGUAUUCACCUGCUGGCAGAAGGACAAGAAGGAGGGAGCCAGUCUGAUUUCUCUAUGAGGGUAGUUCCAAAGUCUGGGAGCAGCCAUCGCGAAGGGUUACUGUUGCUUGAGAUACUUUUAAUUAGAAACAAAAGGGAUUGAGCCCUGCUUUGUUGAAAAUGAGUUCCGUGCCACUGAGCUGCGUCUCCCCCGCCCCCCAAAAUAUGUUUGACAGAUUAGUACAGGAUCCCAAUGAGAACUGAAAAGGGCUCACAGUUGGACUGAACCUUGGAAACUGCCUUACACCAUUGGCUUCAGUGUUGUCUGUUCUCUGUUGGGAGUGGUUUUAUAAAGUCUCAGGGCAGGGAAGGGGUUCUUUCCCAACCCAGCUCACUGGCGAUUGACCCUGGGACCUUCUGCAUGUAAAACAUGUUCUCAAUCAUGAACCUGUGGUCCUUAUCCAAAACAGUUCUCCUAGCUGAUUUAUUCAUUACAAUAUUUCUCUCUUCCUUCUUAGGAAAUGGAGAAUAUCAUCAUUAUUGUUAUUUAUUAAAUCUCUAUACUGCCCUUCAUCCGAAGAACACAGGGCAGUUUGCAAUAUGAAAACACAAAAAAACAUACCCUAAUAACAAACAAAACCAAUAACCUCCUUAACACACACACACCGUUUAAAAGGCCAUAGAUGGUUUAAUUAGCCUGGGAGAAGAGGAGUGUUUUCUCCUGGUGCUUCAAGAGAUGUGGUGAGGGUGCCAGGUGAGUCUCGCUGGGGAGAACAUCCCACAAGCAGGGAGCCACCGCAAAGGCCCAUUCUCGUGGUGCAGCCUUCUGGGCCUGCCAUGGACACCAGACCAGUCUUGUGUUGCUCAUGCCCAAGUAGUUUCAAGAGCGUUGGAGCACUGACUGUUUUUGAGGCCAUUCAAUGGUCGAACAGGUUCAAGGAGCCUUCCCCAACUUGGUCCCUCCCCUCAAUGUUUUGGACUGCAAUUCUCAGUCAGCUCUAGGCAGCCUAUCCAGUGGUCAGGGAAGAUGGGAGUUGUAGGAAGAAGGCUCCGCACCCCAUGCACAUAAAGGGGAAUUAUGUUCUGCAGUAGCAGCGAUACAGUGCAGUAUGCUGGAUAAAGGUCUUCUGCCGAGGAGAUCAGUGUUCAAAUCCCUGCUCGGCCAUAAAUUUUACUGGGCGCCCUUUGACAAACCAGUCUCUCUCACGGCAAUUCUAUUUCACUGAAAUGCUGAAUCUAAAAUGUGAUCAUAGAUCCAUGUCUGAUUCCCUCAGCGUUCUGCUUUAUUUAAUUCACCACCACGCCCUUUCAUUUACCAGCAGAACCUUUGAAUGAAGAAAUUAAAUAUAAAAUUGGGCUGAGGCCAAACAAAGUGUCAGAUACGUACCAAAACACGUGUCUAUAAAGAAUUAUGGGAUCUGUGGCUAUUCAGAUGUUGUUGUGCUAUAGGUCGCUCACCCCGUAACUGAUCCAAAGUCAGCUUCAUUGGCUGAGCCUGGGUUUUACAAUGAUUUCUCCACAAUACAGCAUGCAUAAUUUUGUAAAUCGCAAUCAUGUUGUCCGUCCCCCCCGCCCACUUGAGUUCUUCUUUUCCUAACCAAAGUAGUCUCUAACUUAAUCCUGAUCAUUUGGCCAUUUUCUCCACUGUUUCUAGAUCUACCAGUAUCCUUUCCGAAGUGCAUUCACCCAAAAGAGCAUUCCAAGUGUGGUCAUACAAGAGUUGUGUAAAGGCAUUUUUUUUCUGUCCCUCUCUCUCUCUUUUUGCCAAGAAUGUGCCAAAGCUUUCCAUGCCGCUGGGUCAGAACUGGUGCUGUGUGGUAGGAGCAGAGAGAGACUUCAAGACCUUCUGCAGGAGCUCUCCACUGCUGCUGGCCACCCAAAGAAUGUAAGCAACGGGGUGAGGGGGGAGGAAGAGGAGGAGGUGGAGAGACUGUAGGUCAGUGAUGCUUUUCACGCAGGUCACAGGUUUAUGGAGUUGUGGGAAGAGGAGAGGUGGAGAGGGAGAGAGGUGGAAAGGGGAAGCCAGUAAAAUGUCAUUUUUUUACAUAGUACAUUUGCAGGGCUUUUGUGUCAGCAUCACGUACACAGGGAUUUUGUUUUGCUGGCAGUGCAAGAGUCCAGAGGGUGCAGGGCAUGGUUGGUUGCAAUGUGUUUUGUUUCUGUGUGCUGCUGGGUCAAAUUAACCCCCUUUUAAAGCCAGGGUCGGCGUCAAGGCUCAGCAUCACUGAAUGCUCACUGAAGCCUGUGUCCCACUGCCAAUCCCUGGUGCCUCCCAUCCUUGCUGCUGCUGCUGCCUGAUCUGUUCUUUGAACAAGCAAGCAAGCAGCAAGAGGAGCAGCAAUCUCUGCAACAACAACAACAACAACAACAACAACAACAACAACAAUAAUAAUAAUAAUAAUUUAUUUGUACCCCGCCUAUCUGGCUGGGUUUCCCCAGCCACUCUGGGCAGCUUCCAACAAAGAUUAAAAAUACAUUAAAAUGUCACACAUUAAAAACUUCCCUGAACAGGGCUGCCUUCAGAUGUCUUCUGCAAGCCUGGUCCUUGAUAUCUCUGUAUUGUGUGUUAAUGAGAAAGCUAACUAGGCCUGAAAGCACCUUGCCCAAGGUCCAUCCCCUCCCCACCCUAAACAAAAACCAGGAAUCUGCCCUGCUUUAAGCCAUAUAAGCCAGUUGCUCCUUCCAAACGUGCUGGUAUCAGGGGUGCCACGCCCUUUGCCCCCUCCCCAAUAUUUUUUUGGGAGGGGGCUUCCCUCAAAUGUCCAGAGCAUGCGUUGAUUUAUAAACAUUUCCCUAGAUCCCUGUGGCAUGUUUAUAAUGCCAUUUUAUCUUCCCAGUAUCACACUGUGAGAGAGGAUAGGCGAAGAGAGUGGUUUCACCAAGGCUACCCGAUGAACCUUGCAGCUGAAUAGGUUCAGAUACGAUUAACUGCUUUUUUCUUUUCUUUUCCAACAGCCCCAUAAACACCACACUGUGGUCUUUGACCUCGCUGACAUCAAAGCAGUCGUUGGCGCUGCCACAGAGAUUUUGAAGUGUGCAGGCCAUGUGGACAUCUUGAUUAACAAUGCUGGAAUCAGCUACCGCGGCACAAUUGUGGACACCCUAAUGGAAGUGGACAGGAAAGUGAUGGAAACCAAUUACUUUGGCCCAAUUGCUUUGACAAAAGGUACACUGUAACAGCCUCCUCCUGUGUCUUUCUGCACACAUCCUAACCCUUCCUGCAGUGGUUACUGUGCCCCACUUCUUUAGCAGUUACACCUCUGCAACAUUCUAGAUUUGCUUCCUGCAUUGUAGGGGGUUGGACUAGAUGACCCUCAGGAUCCCUUCCAACUCCACAAUCCUAUGAUUCUAUGUAGACCACUUAAGUGCUGUCUUCGUAAAGCCUGUGGGACGUGCUUCAUGUAACAGUCUUGAAAAUGACCAUGGUGACACAAAUCAUAGGCUUACUUUCAAGCUAAAAUGGUCCUUGCUUGCCAUUUUAAUAUCUUCCUGAGCUGGAGGAGCUUGUAGAAAAGCAAAGCAGGCAAGCAUCAGGCAGUCGACUUGGCUGCUGAUCCCUCUUUCAAAGCAACUCUCCCUGCCCUUGUAGCAUUUCUCUACAUGGAGAAAAUCCUAGAGGGCAGCAGGAAACUGAAAGAGGUCUGCAGAAUUGGCUGUUAUACACAACACUGGUGGGAAAAAUGUAGAUGCAGCCCCUCAGCAGUUGCUUGGUGGAAACGUUGGCCCACUAGCUCCACUGAGUCUUACAUUCCUUGCUUAUAGUCUGUGUCUGCCUUUCUCAGCCCUGGGUCCCUAGAUGUUUUUGGACUACAACUCUCAUCCCUUAGCCACCAUGGCCAGUGGACAGGAAUGAUGUGAGUUGCAGUUUGAGAGCAUCUGGGGACCAAAGGUUGAGAAAGGCUUGUCUAUAUAAUACAGGGAUACAAUAGUUUUAUUUGCACCUUCCUUACUGAGUUUCUGGGCAAGUAAAAAUGGGACCCAUCUGUUCCAGCUGACCGUUCUCCAGUGUGCAUCCUAUUUUAUGUUCAAGUAGAUUUCUUAAGAAAAAAGGACUCGUUUCUUUCACUGAAAUCAGUGGAACUUUGUUCCAAAUAGAGUUUUUCAGCAUCAGGGUAGGAACAAUUCCUGCCUUGGAUAAGAAGUAACUGCAAGGUCAUCUUUUGGAUCCCAGUGCGAUUAUUUUGCCUCUCUCUUCAGGAAGCAUUUCUACAAAUAUUGCAACUUCAAGGUCUGCUAGGAAUCCCCAAGAAAUUGUGACUAGGAUAAAUUAGGCAGUUGAAAUACAUUUGUGUAAGACAGUUACACUUACACACACACACACACACACACACACACACACACACACGAUUCUAGGUAGCAGCAUAAGGAAGAAACCCUGGUCUCCCAGGAUCGAAGCACACAUUAUUUCUCAUGGCAAGAUUGUGGAGUCGCAUUCUCAUUCUCACCCCCUCCCUCCUCUCUCUAGCAAUUCUGCCUUCCAUGAUCAAGAGGAGAAAAGGCCAUAUUGUCGCCAUCAGCAGCGUUCAAGGCAAAAUUAGCAUUCCUUACCGCUCGGCUUGUAAGUAUUCUUCACAAGGCUUGGGAGGGGUUGGCUGCUCUGGAACCACCAGCGCACCGGAAAGGGGCAGCCAACACAUUAUAGUAGAUACAGCACAUAUAGAGCUCAAGGGAGGGGAGCCUCAGGCCAGUGUUUCUCAAACGCGGGUCUCCUGUUCUUGUUGGACUACAACUCCCAUCAACCCUAGCUAGCAGGACCAGUGGUCAGGGAUGAUGGGAGUCGUAGUCCAGCAAAAGCAGGUGACUCAAGUUUCAGAAACACUGGCUUAGGCGAACCUCAAACAUUGGGAAGAAUAGUUUCUGCUCUCCCUAUCUUCAUCUUUGCUUGUCUCCAGAGCUGGGUGUGACUUCCACAGGGCCAGUCCUACUGCACAAAGAACUCAAUUUCUACGGGUGCCAGCAAUGCAGGGUCCCAUUUUAGUGGGGUGCUUUGGUAUCUUCUGCAUCACCAGAAGGUAGCAUACGUCUUGCAUCGUGUGGUCCAAAAUGCCCAACUUCAUUCUGGAUAAUCACUGCCCUUACCCAGGUAUUCCUCCCCCUACAUCACAUUUACGAUAAGAAUGCAAACUUUGCCAUCAAAAUCUGCCUAGGUAGUUGUGCUGAAUCUGAUUAUAGCAUUCAUGCUAACCUAACAGACUUGGAACUUCUCCGCAUAUAUUGAAAUCUAACCCUCCAAUCCUAAAAUAAGAAAUUGGAAAAGGAACAGGGUAGUGCCAUUGUUCGUAGCCUGUAAAAAGACACCAUGCUCAAAAGCUCUUGCUUCAUUUGUUUGGAAUAAACCUGUUUGAUUCAGCAAAGAGCGCAUUGGAGCUGACCUCCAAUUUUCCCUCUCUAAAACAGAAAUUCUUUCACAUGAUUAUGAAGAUCCUUGCAGAGACUCAUGCAAGUUUACAACUUGGUUUUGAAUUCUUACAGUCCCUUUAUGAUAUUCCCAAAUUUUCCUUUAAUGAGAAGCUGUUCAGCAGCUGGCAUACUAUUAAAGUCUGCCCAUCCUGGGCUGGACCAAGGGCCUGUGUGCUCCAACACUGGCAAGAUGUCAUUGGAAAUCUUGUAAGCAGAGCAGAAUCAGACAUAAUCACCCUUGUUGCUUGCCCCAGCAAAAGCCUACUGCCUUGGAAUAGGCUGCAUUCAGUUCUGGUAGCUAAUAGCUAUUUACGCUGUUACAUGCUUCAUGCAAAAGGCAGCUAUGCAUUUUGGCUGGGAAGCUGCAGAUCAGAAAUCAACUGAAAUUGUGUCACCUUUGGGGUUUUUAGAUGCUGCCUCUAAGCAUGCCACCCAAGCCUUCUUUGACUGCCUACGAGCAGAAGUGGAGCAGUACGACAUCGACGUCACAGUUGUGAGCCCCGGCUACAUUCAGACAAAUCUCUCACUUAAUUCCGUAAUGGCAGAUGGAUCCCAGUAUGGAGGUGAGGACUAGCUUUGCUUGUGUAAAUUAUAUGUAUCUGUUGGCGUACAGGGAGUGCCAGUGGAGGGAAAGGGGAAAACCCGGUUUCUCAAAGUUUGGCAUUGACUGAAAAGGCCCAAUAUAAAAACUAGCACAUUUAACAAAGUUGGAUAAUCUUCAAUGGCUUUAGUGGCCCAUGUUCAAUGGUCACAGACUUGUUUGCAGAGUCUCACCUCUGGACAUCUCUUGAUCUAUGGGCUUAAUUUGUAAUCUUGAGCCUCCUGUAUCCACCAACAGAAAAUAAUCUCUAGAGGGAGGUAGUAAUUUGUUGUUCUUUUCAGUAAUGGACAAGUCAACUUCUGAAGGCAAGGCAGCUGCAGAGGUGGCUCAGGUGGUUCUGAGUGCUGUUGGGGAGAAGAAGAAGGAAGUGCUGGUUGCUGGCUUCAUGCCUUCUCUGGCCGUGUACGUGCGAACGCUCUGUCCCAGGCUCUUCUUCCACUUUAUGGCAUCUAGAGCCCGGAAAGAAAGGAAAGCCAAGGAUUCUUAACCAAUUGGAGUUCAUUUUAAACCAUUGGUUUAAAACCAGAAGCUACCAGCUGAUGUGUCCAGGGUCUGUGGGAAGCAUGAACUUCAGGAUUGUUUAAGUUGCAUCUCUCGCUUGCCGUGAAGAGUUGGAGCCAGGCUUGUGCUGCUUGCACAUCACUGAUGGCAUCCGAAAAGCUGCUUUCACCACUUACAGCUUUGUUGGCUCCCUGGGACAAAAGGCUUCAUCUGCAAGGAGUUAGGCCACGGGAAAAUUCUCCUGCGUGUUGAAAUGAGCAGGAACUGCACACCUCCACAGCUCCCAUUCGUCUUAUUUGGGCUUGUCCACAAGACAACAGGCUACUAGCAGCUUACUAUGUUUACUUUCCUCUGGCCUAGGCUCUCAUCAGCUGAAUGUAAAAUACUUAUUGGGGGAGAACGAAAGAAAACCAUUGCCUCCAAUAUCAUUCUCUUAAAAACCUAAGUGGUUGCAGGCUGCUUCUUUUUGCCAGGGUGGGGAGAAGGGAUGCAGGCAGCUGAAAUUAAAUAAGCUUGUGCUGCACAUGCAUUGCCCAACUGCACUUACUGCAUUUUGGCCAGGACUCAAAAGCCACCACCUCCACUACCCUUAUUCCUAGUAGCCUAGCUUGGUAUUCUCACCUGUUAAGCUCAGAGUAGGUCCUGGCUAGGAACUACAGGUAACUCCACAAGCACAUCCAAGUAUCAGAAAGCUGUUGUCCCCGUCCCCCCAAUUAUCUGGGGUGGGUGGGAUGCUGCAGCUUGCCUUCCUUAGGCAGAUCUGAGUUGCUAACUGCUAUUAAAAUAGACAUGAAAGAGGAACUACAUAUACUGUUUGCUCUGCAGCUCAUCUGAAUGUAGUAUUUAGUGUGCAAAGAACAUCCUUGUCUGAUAGUAGCACCAGCCUCCAUCCCCAUUCAGUCUUACUGAUUCUCUAAUGGCAAAUUCAAAAGCCUAAUUCCUGAAAGCAGAAUUGUUCGUAGACAGAUGCAGUUUCAUAAGGCAGGUAACACAAAGAUUCCUUGCAGCAAGCACAUAACUCAAUAGAACUAACAAGAUGGUUCUCAGAAUUCUUAACCUUGAGAGUAAAUAAAUGAACAUUAGUGAUUGCUUGUACCAGCAGAAGCUAAAACACUUUACAUAAUAUUUGUGCUUUUUUCACCGUUCUGGUUUAUAAUUUGAGGGAAUUACUGCAUUAGUUACUUGCAGAAUGCCUGUUAUAAUCCUCGUCUUCAGCAAGCAAAUACAGCUACAGGAAUCUGCUUGGCGCACUCAACAGAUACUGUGACCAGAAGGCUGCAGGAUUUCAACCCUUGGCCAAACUGACCUACUGAACAGAAGCAGCAGCAAGCAGCUUGCUGUACUGGAUUCCAAGGGCUAAAGAUAGCACUGAGUUCUGGCUUUGCCCUUGUGGGAUGCCAUUCCAAGGUCACUAAACAUUGCACAAAGGUCAGGUUGCAGCUAUCACGCUAAGCAAGAGCAUAUACCUGUACGUGACCUGAGCAUGUUCACAUGCUUCCAUUCGCAAGUCACAAUAGUCUUACUCUUUCCCAGAGUCUUGUGAAAAUACCCAGGAUUUAUCAGUUAAAAUGUGAUCAGAGGGAAGACUUCUUGUUUCCAACUAGGAAAUGAAGACUUAUACACAAUCCACAGUUCACUGAAAAGUUAAAAGGAGCAGGGGACUUGACUAAAUACUGCAAGAAGGGCAGCUCUGCCUCAAGUUCCCCAUCCAUAAUGGCAAGUACGAUAUACCUCAUGCUCAACUAUCAUUACACUCUUAUGUCACCAAGGAUAUUCAGAGGAGGCCCAUUCAUUUCAGUGGGUCCACUCUUAAGUGUGGCUAGCACUGGCUUCAUCCCUGAGUUCCCCAUCACUGGGUAGCAGGGGCAGGAUCCAAGAUAGGUUGAACUAGAUGCUAGGGAGGGAAGAACAUAACAUGGAUUUUUUUCUGCCAGAUAACAGCAAAGUUUAAAGAGGGUGCAUGCAAUAAUGAUUGAAAUAAAGUCCUGUUAUAGAAGAGCAAGUGGUCUGCCUACAAUUUCACUUGUACUUGGGGGGGGGGGGAAUUGCAUGCACCAAAUGAGUUUUUGUGAGAGUGUCAUAGGGGCUGGCAGUUUAUGGAAGAUCAUUUGCUUACAGCAUUCAGAAGCAAGUUUUAGUGUUAUAAAACAUGGGAAAGAGAUACUUAACAGACCUGUUCUUUAACAGUGUACUGAGACAUUCAAACAGCACAUGCUUCACUGGGCAUUAGUAUUCAGAAUAAAAAAUAAAUUCUGGAGAAGUGCUCACAAUAGGGCAGUUACACUAUAAUCUGCUAUGGAGGAUAUUUAAAUUUGCCAUUGAAGUGCUCCUUUUUACAGGGCUGAAGUCCAUUAUAAAGGCUACUUAAUCCCUGUACAAUUACAUGAAGGGAAGAAUUGUUCUUUGCAUGCUAACAGCAUAAUCUUAACACCAGGUAAAAUCCAGGAGAAUUUGCAAAUUCAGCCUUGUCUUAGUUAACAUUUUAAGUUUUGCUGCGACUUUCCUGCACUGCAAGGCUUACUAAGCUUUGAGGGCAGGUAAGCCCCACGCAAAAGGGCAUGGCUUAUGUUUCUGUGUUCCAGCAGUACAAAUAUUGGGCAAGUUAACAUCAAGGGCUUGCUCUGAUGAAGGAAGCACCCAGCAAACCUCCUCUUGUUGCCGUAAACAGUGAACCCUCCUCAAGGAGGCCAUCUACUCAUAACCAAAAGCUGCACUUCAAACUCACGAGUUAGUAUGAUUAUAGCCUUCCUUAAGAGUUAUUCCUCUAGAAACAACUUUGGCACCAAAAGAAAGCAAACCACUUGAAAUUCUCAUCCUUUAAUGAAUGGUCAGUGAUAACUUUGAGCUGGUUCUGUAGAAUACAAUUAAACAAUAUACUUAAAGGUUUCUUGGGGGGAAAACAAAAAACCCACACUCCCUCUUAGGUAUCUUUCCGUUCAUUGACAUUCCAUUAUUGACUUCAGCUCCCACAGUGUUCCUUUUCACGGCAGAUCCAUGUCUGAGGUGUAAGAAAACUGAAAAUUCCCUUGAUGCACCCAGUGACAUGUUAUUUUUGUUCUAAAAAUAACAAAAAAAUAAUAUAUGGAUAAACCAAACUGCUUCCCAGGCACCACUUCAAGAAGAAAAGUUGAAUGUCACUGUGGGAGUCUUAAUACACUUUUUUUUUUUUUGUCUUUGCGGAUUUCUCCUUCCUCUGCCGCAAUCAUACGGCGUAAAGUUCAUAAAUCUUCUUUACACAGUACACCAGGGCAGCGAGUGCUAUCGUGUUAUGCAGUCUCUUUCUGUGCAGGUCGUCCUUCCUCACCAGAACCACGGGAGUGGAGGAGGUGAGUGUAUGCAGGGGCAGGCGAGAGAGUUUAUAGGCAUUAUACUCCACUUGGUACUUGCAGCAGGGGUCGAAUUGCCAAGAGAUCCCAUAGAGGGUGCAGCAGGCUAUGCUGAGGACGCCAGCAGGCAAAGAGAUGUAAUGGGAAUAAUCUACGGGAACAGCCAGGGGGGUGAAGAGGCAGGCUGUGCCCGCUAGCACGGCCGUCUUGUGCAGGCAGUUCCCAACAGUGAUCCAGCGGGCCGUCUCGUCCCCAAUGCGCGUGGGCUCAAUCACAAUGUAUUUGUACUGAGCCUCUAAGGCCUGUUCCAGCUCGUAUUCAAACUGGUCCUGAGCAUUCUCGCCGUUGUAGAUUUCGUGAACAAUGUAACAGUCCGUGGCAGACAAGGUGACCCUGUCGGAAGAAAAGGCAAGUGAGUUACUUGAGGGUUGUGAACUGGCCUUGCUCCCUGCCUUCCCCCCAUCAGUACAACCUAUAAGCUUGCCUAGGGGCUGUAGCCAAAUUAAGAAUUCUAGGCAAGCAAGCCUGGCAGUAAAGGGAAGGAUGACUGAUCCUCCUCUGCGUGGUUUCUGUACUAACUGCAGAGGAUGAAAAGGCUCUACAACCAGCAUGGGGGGGGGGGGACACGACCCACAGUGGUCCAGCAGAGAGGGAACUGACCCCCCCCAUAGAAACCACAUACACUCACUUUUUUUUACUAGCCUAGUAGCAGUUCAGGUCUUAUUUACUUGGUGGUCAUAAACCUGUUGUUCUGCACUUCUUAUUUUACUGUUAUAGUGCACUGAGGACAUCAACAUCUUGUGCUCCGAAUUUAAGGACACCCAUACAAAAUUUGUUUGAGUCACAAUAUUCCUAGCCUUGUUCCAACAUGAACUCAGGCAUUAGAGGGCCAGGUAACAUGAGCGCAUGAAAAUUAUCAACUGAUUUGGGAGACUCGUCAUAGUACAGAAACCUGUUACGAUGGGAAGACUUGUCCAAAAAUCCCUUUGGUAACUAAGCCUUCACAGCAGGCACUAGCCACAUGUUUUCAAACUUUAUUCCUUAAUCACAUGGGCUAGAUAGGAACUUCUGCACCAAAUGCUUCAAAAAUGAUGGCAGGUCACCAUAUCAGGGUCUGGCUGAGCUCCUUUCCAGACAAUUUUCCAUAUUGAGUUCCUGGUAUCCCCUUGAUGAAGGGCAGUUUAGAAAUCUCACACAAAAAAGUUUGGUGUUGCUUUUGGUGAUGAUAAAGAUCAUGGGAUUGGUACUGGACACUACACAAAACAACACUUUCAGACCCUCAAGUAGUGGCAACCAGAUCUUGACUUUUACUGUCUUUCCCUCCCUUGAGAACAGCCUCAUCCUUUUAUUUCUUUUCCUCAAAACUGACCACGUUUUCCAAUGAUAUAAAGCAGUGUGUGUUAUCAGUAUAACUGGCCAAAGUCUGAAGGUGGCCGCUGACAUUAAGAAUUAACAUCACAGGACUGUUCCUGCAAGCAAGGUGUACCUACUUUUUCAGAGGCCAGUUUCUGAAGGCAAAAAGCUUUCCUGAGGAAGGUUUCCAAAACACCAACCUGGAGAGUGGGACCAUUUAGCUACAUGGAGCUUGGAAAUUAACCAAUCCAUACUCACACUAGAAAUUAAUGGGCCUGGGAGGGAAAACAGAUCCUACCUCUUUCAAGUUUAGAAAUUCAGAACAUUUUCUGAACCAGCAGUACUUUGCAGUUUUGCUUAUGGAUCCUUCACGGGUCUGUGACUAGAGGAAGACAAAUAAAUGAAGGGGAGAUCCUCUUUGGUUCACUCCCAACACGCAAAACAGUGCUACCAAUGCCAUACUGCACCACAUUCCCUGCUCCCUUUCAGUGUUCUACUAUGAACAUUUUGCUGUUUUAUUCUACUUGUCUCACUGUGGGUGGGUGGCCACAGCCAGCUCUCCUGCAGGUCCUGUUGAAUUGAACUAGUGUAAUGACUUGAACAUACAUAUAUUUUGCAUUAGGGAAGUGAUUCCCCACAUUUAGAUACAUUUUGGGAGCAAUCCAAACCCAAGAUCUGAUCUGCCAAGAGUUUGGAAUAGGUGGAUCUCCAAUUGAGUCAGGGCUCAGCUAGGUAAAGCCCCUCGUUCCAGCUCAGUCAGAGAUGCACCAGUCCAUCCUCCAACCCAGCUCAGCUGGAACUAGUCUCAAAAAAGGAGCAUUCGGGCAGAUUUACCUCUGUUCCAGACUCUGUUCAGCUUGGUCACAUUACCUAGCAACUCAGCACAAAUUACACUGAUGAAAACAGUGGUUUAAGUCAAACUCCAUUUCUAAAUUCUUCAUUUCCCACUGCUAGGCUCAGCCCCACCCCUGAACAGUUUGCAAUAGGGGUCAGUUACACCAGCAUAAUUUACCCUUGCAUAAAUGACACUGGACUCCUAUGGUUAGAUUGUUCUGCCCCCGAUGUACAAGGCUAUGGCUCCUCCCCCUUCAAGAUACAUGGUAAGGAGAUCCAGUCAUUUCCCUGUUGUUGCUCCCACGUGUUUCAAAGGAACAGCCACAAUUGAUACACCUUGAUGGCCUUCCUAAUGCGUAUUCACAAAACCAGUUCCCAAUCACAAUAUGCAAGGUCCAAAGCAAAUGUAAAAGCGGAACUUCAGAAACACAAGCAGCAAGAGAGGCAACAUUAAGAAGUCAUCAACCAGAACAGGACACACUGCUGUAUUCAUUAGCAGACUAUGAGCAAGGAUUAAGAUAUUGGAUGCUACUGAAAGCAUGUCUGAGAACAUCAGCAGGGCAGAUCAAUACACACUAAAUCAAAAAGUGCUUGUUGGGGGGGGGGUGCUAUUGAAAUAGUUUCCACAUUCCCUCCUGGGAAGCCAAGAAAAGCCCACUGCAAAAUGGCUAUCAGUCAAUUUGGACAAAACAUUUCAAGCUGCUUUGAAAUUUUAAAACUUUUGAUGCUGCGGUGAGGUACACCAUGCAAAACAAGAUUCAAGGAGCAAUCUUGUUUACUUGACUUGGAAGGGGGUAGACUCUUUUAAAAGCUACCUCAGUUUUGAAGACCAGGAAUAUGACUGCCACAUCCCCCAUCUCCUCUUUAGGAUUUAUUCUGAACAAAAAGCCAGUAAAUAGCAAUCUCUUGAAGAGGGACUUUAAAAUGUACUCUCCUCUUUCUAUAACAAGCAGGGAUUGAAGCACCCUGCUAGUAUUGUGCUUGAGACGCAGAUCAACUUAGCCCAUUUUAAAGCCACCACGGCAGGAGAAAGCUUUUUCCAGACCACAUAGCCAAAGGACACCUUUGUUCAAAAUGGGAUGGAACAAAGCUUUGGAGCAGCUGUGUACUCUACACAUUCUUUUUCUAGACCCUCUCAUCCAAAACAAAGGGAAGCUUUGUAUGGUGUGGAGUUUGUUUAGCGUCUGCCUGGAAUAACGUUCCCACCGAUGACACUGGGAGGGGUGCAAAUUUUAGCACUGUUGCAAAAAAGCUCAGCACACCCAAUUCUCUCUCUAAAUCAGAGCAAGGAUUAGAAUCUCGAGAAGCGUGUAGAGAAAUCCAUAGAGGCUAUCCAUCAUGUGACAGCCUCAUUAGGAAUUCCUUUUAAAACAACAACACUGCAUUCACCAGUUGCGAAAACCCAUGGGCUUCAAUACAUUGAAGAUGAAAGUCUGUACACUUGUCACCCAAGAACCCCGAGAUUAAGUCUGAACCCUGCAUAUAAAGUACAGCACAAAUAAACCUACAGCUGGGACAGGAUUGCCUCUUCAUACAUUUGAGACAGCCCAGCAGGGGGUCGGGGGGCAGGGGCAGGAGAGGGAGGAUCUAGCAAUAGCAAAAAUGUAUGUUUCAAGACUGCAAGCUUUAAUGUAUACACACCCACAGCGGGAGAAAUUCCUGCAUUCAGCUGCAUAGGAAUUUGAAAACCUCACAUUCACACGCAUACAUAGUACUGCUGCAAGCUGUAAUUGGUUGAUCACUCAAAUAAUCCUUUAGUUAAUUGGUGGGGGGCAAAUUUUAAUCCACUGCAAUGCAAGCUAAAGGCACAUGUUUGUUCUCUGAUGUCAUUUUCGUGCCUUCCUGUAAUAGGCAAUGAACGGAAAUACUAAGAUGACCUUCCGUCCCAACAAUGAGCAGCAGUUUUUAAACUACUGCUUUACAGCUUUACACUUUUACACCUUCUGUGUCACAAAAGGCACAUAUAUGAGGUACCUGUAACAUCCCCAUUUAAUAAUCAACUGGUGAUUUGCACAGCAGACCAACUAAACAAUCAGUUGACAAUCCACAUUCUAUCUCACCUUUCCAUCAAAUAUGCUCAAAGCAGCUUACAAUAUAAAGUUGAAACGCAGGUCAUAAAAAUAAUAAAAAGUUGUGCCAAUGAAAACCAGCAGCCUGUUAAAAAAAGGCAGGUCAUAAUUCAAUUAAAAGCCAAAGUAAAAAUACAGUUUUAACCCAGCACCUAAAUGAUAGAAGCCUAGGUUCAAGAGAUGCCUUGGAAGGGAAUACCAAAACCAAAGUACUACCAUAAACAUUGUAGAGUGCAAGCAUUUCUGAAUGCCUUUUGGACAAUUUUUUAUAUCAAAUUCUCUCCGUGUCAGUUAUUAAGAAAUGAAAUAAAAUGUUAUUUAAAUCAAACGAGGACAAAUAAGUGGUUCUUGGUAGGAGAGGAAUUCUUGCACUGCCGACUGGCAAAGUUUACGUCACAUGGUGUGUCAAGUAUAGAAGGGUACAUCCGAAUAAUUGCAUGAUCUUUCAAAUGCCAUUAAAUACCAAGAGCCGCACACCGUAGGGGUCUUGGAUCACUUUGUCCCAAGUCUAAUCGCUAGGGUCAGCCCUUUCUGACACAGCCGAAGACAAGCAUGUGUUAUGUGUAUCAAACUCUUUCAAUGCUAACCAUGGUUAAAGAAUUCAGUAUCACCAAGGCUGUACAUGGUUUGACAAGAUUGCUGGGGAAACCUCAGAGCUGCAACAACAGGGCAGUAACUGGAGAUCAGAGCUGAAUGGAGAGGAUGCCCACCCCAGAACGCCUAACCACACACACUGUAGUGUAGUCUAGGUAUUACCAUUAAUAUCAGCCCCCUGAUGCAAAGCCAUGCUCAAGAGAGCGUUGAAGAGGGGCGCAUGAAACAAAAGAAAGGACAGCAACGCAUGUGAAGUGGCCCAGCAGAUUUUCACUCAGAAUGGAAAAGCCAAAACUUCAGAGCUGAAUAAAAGUAGGUUGUCCACUGUGUUUGAUCAACUUGAAGAGUCACACAGCUGAAUGUGCGCCUAGUGUUUCACACAAGAAAACAAUCACAGGAUCAUAUAAUCACAGUAAAUUGCUAGUUUCUCUAAAUGUUUAUUGUACUUCUGCAAACCUCAAGGUUCCUCCGAGCCUGCUGACACCUCCCUCUGCCUUGUGGAUGGUACCUCUCUGGCUAUAUAUGCGACGGCACUCUCACUGCCUGAAUAUCUGUAACAGAUGGAACAAGUGGAGGUUGCAACAAAAUGCUGCAGUGGAUUAUUCCUCCACCCUAUUCUUCCCACCCAGUUUUCACCUCCACCCCUCCGAUAUUAAUAAGUGCUCUAUGGCCACUGCGCAUGUCCUUUCCUCAUGGGACCCACCUUGCAGACUCCCCACUCUGUCUUUUCGGUUUUUUAAAACAGUACCAGCCAUCUCAGGCCCAGUUUUAGAAACUCAUUGAUACACAAGCUAAUUGCCAAAUAGCACCUUAAACCUAGGUUAUAGUGUCACAAUGGAGUGUCUAGGUGCCCUUUUUUGAAAUGGAAUUAAUUAUUGUUAUUAAUUUCAUUUCUAUACCACUUUAUAUUUUAAAGGAAAAAAAUGUCAAAGCAGUUUACAACACAUUAAAACAUCAAAUAAAACAAUCCAGAACAUAACAAAUUCAAGCUUCAAGGAAAAUAUUCCAGAUCCUUCUCUUAAAUGAAUUUGGCUUUCGCCAUAUUUACCUAUGUAAUUUGUAGAGCUGCCUUAGAGCAUAAGUACUUUAGGAAGCCAGUGUGGAGCAGUGGUUAGAGUGUCGGACCUAGAACCUAGGAGAUCAGGGUUCAAAUCCCCACUCGGUCAUGAUGCUCCCUGAGUGAGCUUGGGCCAGUCACAGCCUCCUAACCUACCUCAUGGGGUGGUUGUAGGGAUUAGCUGAGAAGGGGGGUAAACCAUGUACUCCUUUCAGAAAAAAGUGGGAGAUAAAAGCAAUAAGCAAGCUCUUCUGCUUACCUGCUUAAGAAAGCUGGAGGGACCAGCCAGAUAGAGAUGCCAGUCACCAACAGCCAAAGAUCUCCACAUGGUCACAAUUGGACCGCGCAUAAUGCGCCUGGUGAAUUUUGAACAGUGCUCAGUCUAUACAAUCACCAGGGGAGAACCUGCUGGUGUUGCAGCCACUUGGAGGUGCCUGGCCAGUGGCGUGCCCCAUGUUUGUGGAAUGCCCCCCUAAUGAGGCACAUCUGUCUCCCUCACUAUUAAUUUUUAAGAGAAAUUUCAAAACAUUAUUUAGUCAGGCUUUGGAUGACUGAAAGUCAUGUCCCUGGCAAUCCUGAAAUUAUUAGUUUGAGAGCAGACAAUUGCUUUUAGGCAUUUUAAACUGGUUUUCAGAAGGUUGUUCCAAACUGUUUCUACAAGUUUUAUUUGUAUUUAGUAUUGAUAUGUUUGCUGCCAUACGCUCCUUUAUUAUAAAUCUAAUAAAAGGCUGCCAAUACCUCCAUCUUGUGUGUGAAUGAUGCCAUUUUGGUUUCAUAAGGAUCAUUGCUCAGAGAAUUAAGUUCACUAUUAGUACACAAGCUUGUACCACACAUAACACUUAACACAUAAACACAUUUGAACAUUCCAAGUACUUCCAAGCCUGGUCAUUUUUUAUUCCAUCCUUGGCAUGGAAUUCCCACCCCAAACAAAUGUGGUGCCUCCACUCUCCUCUGCAAAACCCAUAUCUUCUGCAUAGUAUUUGGAUUACUCCUUUAAUCCUCAUUCCUAACUAUAACAAAGGUUUAAGACAUUAAACUGCAUUUGCCAACAUUCCUCCCUCCUUCCUCUUUGACUGUAGGUAUCUGUCCCAAAUGCACUUAUAUAUUUUGGCUGAAUACUGUACCAGAUAUGCCGAUGACACUACGUAAUCCAAAGGUGGGGAACCUCAGGCCCCUGUAUUGGUUCUUCCAGGCUGCGUCCCCUCCCUAGCCUUGCUCAGCACUUUCUUGAAUGCUUCUGGCUUGGUUGGAAUGCGCCCUUGAACUGUGCUAAUGCCCUUGCUUCCCUGAAUGGAGAGGGAAGUGUAUGUAGAAACCUGACUGGAAUGAAGCCUGCUAUACAAUGGAGAAAGUUCCAUCCAUCCUCAGCCUCUUCCUGUGGCAUGUGAUCCCUGGAAAGGUGCCCAUUGAGGGAAUGUGGACCAAUGCUUGAUCUAAAGAAACCAUUACUGCUCUAACUGAUGUAGUCUAUUAUCCCCAGAUCAUGAUGAGGGUGAGGGAUGAGAUGGAGAAAUAGCAGCUGGUUGAAGUUGUCAGUGGUUACCUGCCCCUAACGAGCAAUCUGUUGUAUACAAAGUCAGACCGUUUAUCAAUCUAGUUCAGUACUGUCUAACUGGCAGCAUCUCUCCAGGA
Molecule: messenger RNA, 27463 nt
Organism: Podarcis lilfordi (Lilford's wall lizard)
Lineage: Eukaryota; Metazoa; Chordata; Lepidosauria; Squamata; Lacertidae
Source: the annotation of a GenBank genome assembly